GGUGCCUGGAUAGCUCUGACAGUCAGGCACGUUGGAGAGGCACAGCGGAGACUGGGGCGCACGAGAGACAGAGCUGGAAUUGCAGAGGCAGAGACGCACGGGCGCACGGUCGAUUUUCGUCUCCCGCAUACAGGGGAGUCCCGUGCCUGUCACCAAAACCAGCGCGCAGGGCUCGAGUGCGGCUGUGUCAGCUCAUGAAUUGGGUAACAGACUGAGCACCGACCACUCUUGUUUCAUUUUUGCCCAAAUUUUCCCUCCUUUUGUGUUUUGAGGAGCCUUUUGUGUUUUGUGCCAGAGGAGCGGUUUCUCCGUUGCGCGUCGGCAGAAGGAGACAGCGUUUACAUUGAUGUGGGAGGACUGUCUCCCCUCGACGCGGGGCGCUCAGAUGGAGGAGAAAAGCUGCUCGCUGAGGGCUGCAGCCGUCAAGGCGAAUGCUCCGUGACCCGCGCGAGGAGAGGAGCGAACCACCGACAGCAGCGCGAGCUCUCAGCCCCGCCAGCCGGCGUUGACACCGCAGCAGCCCCGGACCCCCUCUCUCUCCCUUGGUGAGUGCGCGUGCAGCUUCAUGUGUAUACAACACCUAAAUUUUGCUCGGGCUCCUGUCCGCUCAGCCAGCUGUGCUGCACACCUCUGGAUACGUUUCUCUCUGAGUGUUUUACAUUAACCUCAUCGCUGCCAGUGCUCUGCAUUCAAACUGCUCGUGCUGCUGGGUCAUCGGGGCUGAAGUGAGGGUAUGCAGUGUGUGUGUCACUGUCUUAAAUUAUGUUAAACUCUCUCUCUCUGUCUCUCUCUCUCUCGCUCUCUCUCUCUCUCUCUCUCUCUCUCUCUCUCUCUCUCUCUCUCACACACACACACACACACACACACUCUCACACAGACUUACGCAGCAGUGUGGUUCAAAUGAACCCUGCAACCCCCACCUUUUUUUUUUUUUUACCACUUCUCACCUAUUAGCCUUUUAAACUUGAUGUAUUCACCUUACAGGUAAGGCAACACUAUGUAUUACUGCUCACAAUGACAGCACACUCACAGCACUAAUGCAUUAUGUGUUGUUGGCUGGUUUGUUUGCUGCCUGAGUGAGUUUGACUGGACUUUCUGAUACUGAAUUCAUACGGCAGGACCAAAUUCCAGAGGUUUGACUGUGAGCCCAGCUCCUGAUGAUGGGCAGAUGUUUGCUUUACAUAUAAACAGGAAUCACAGAGAGUCCUGGUGAGCAUCCGUCCAGCCCCCCCAGGGGUUUCCAUCCCAGCAGGCAGCUCCCCCCUGAGCUGUCAGGGCAGCUGUAGGCAGGACACAGCAGCAGCAGCACAUCCUGCAGUGGCAACAGGGCCGGUGUGCUGAGGAGACACGACGUACUCAUGGUGGUGAUUAUCAGCUCUUGUCUGUGCUUAACGGGGAGGGGGAGAAAAGGGGGGAGGAGAGAAGAGGGGUAGAGAGGAAGAAAGAGUGCAUGAGGAGGAGAGGGGGGGGAGAGGAGUCAAUGUCGAUGUCUGGGAAGUGACAGUUGGUUAUUUAAGGGCCCCUCAGAGACGUGCACAGGCUGCCCCAGUGCAGGUGCAGUUAGUAUGCAGAGUGCUGCUCUGUCUGUCUGUCUGUCUGUCUGUCUGUGUGUCUCUCUGUCUGUCUGUCUGUGUCCCUGUCUGUCUGUCUGACUGACUCCCACUCACACAGUCUCACUCUUUCAGAUGCUGCUCAAAGACUGAGUUCUCUGGUUGGACAUAAUGAAUAAUUUCCACCCUCUGAGUACUGGAAUGAAAAGGAAAUGGCGUUACUUUGGCGUGCUGCCGCUGUCUGUCAGACUUGUCUUGAGUGUAUGGCCUUGUCUGUUUGUGUGUGUGUGUGUGUGUGUGAGUGUGUGUGUGUGUGUGUGUGUUUGUGUGCGUGUGUGUGUGUAUGUGACAAACAGAGGGAAUGUGAACAUAUAACAGCUUAGGCCUAUUGUGCUUCCUACCUGUGUGAGCUGGGCUAGUUGUCAUGGUAACGGCCUUGUAGCUCCGUUGAUGUUCCUCCUGUCCUCAUUGGCAGGGUCAGUGCACCUAACACACCACAUCUCGUCUCAAAGCGCUAUGUGUGUGUGCGUGUGUGUGUGUGUGUGUGUGUGAGUGUGUGAGUUAGUGUGUACCAGUGUGUAUGUGUGUUUGCAUGCACUAGUACUAUUAAGUGUGUGUGUGUGCUGUGGAGGUACCUUUUGUUUGCACCUUGCUGCAGUUCGUAGGCGUGUGGCGUGUUGAUGGCACAGACAAGCCUGAGUGUGUGUGUGAGUGUGUGUGUGUGUGUGUGUGUGUGUGUGUGUGUGUGUUGCAGUGUCACAAAGAUACACCCUGCUGAUGUGACAGCCGACAGCCUCAACCAAUCACCUGUUUCCUCUCCCGGCCUAUCAGCAUGUAAGGUUGCCGUAUUCAGACGUCCUCUUGAUAUGGAGGUCGUCAUGGAGAUGACAGAAGACAGAAAUGGACACACUUCUUCAUGUAUGGAUACACGCACACACGCGCGCGCGCAAAAAGCAGAGACAAUUGGCACUUGUGUCAGUACAGUGUGCUGUUUUUUACCCUCUUACAGUGAUGUAGAAGUUUGGAGGGCGGUACAACCUGUUGAAUUGUUGAAUGUGAAUCUAUGGGAAGAGCAGAUUGUUGUCAAAGGAGGUCUGAAUGGAGCCUCUUUGUAGUCUCAUCCUUAACAUUUUCACCUUAAAAUGCAAUUGCUGGAAUUUUUACCACCAGGCAGAGCUUCAAAAGCAAAAACGAAAAAAACUAAAGGAAAUCCUUGUAGCGGCUGAGUCUUGAUGUUUAAUCACAGCUGCAAAUGUUUGAGAUUUGAGCUCCUUGCUGGACUAGGUUUUCAUAUUGUGGCUACAUAUGACGAUUGAGAUUCAUCCCUAGAUUAUUUUUGCCCCUCUCCUCUGAACCCUCCAUGCAUUCAGAAAGAAUUUACACCGGCAUCAUGAAUGAGUCAGGCCAUUAUUAGUCAGCACUUGAAAUCCCUCCCAAAAUACAUGAGACAUUAAUUUAAGGUCACAGACUCAAACAAUCCCAUUCACAGCGAGGAAUUCGGAGCAGAGAGAAGUGAAUGUUUCUGCUGCUGUUGUUUUAAAAUAAGAGCCGUUAUCUUGCACUUCAAGGUCUCGCAUGUCUGAAACGGUUUCCUACACAAUGAAGUCGUACUAAUUGCAAUAAUGAGUGAUAGAAAAUCUCUGAUUAUUUCACAACUUUUAAUGUUUUCCACUUUGUAACGAGCUAUUUGCAAAAAAAAAAAAAAUUAGUCAUCGCUUUGUCCUUGGAGUGAAGGGUCCCGUCUUUUAUGACUCCUAUUAAUCUAAUCAUCACCUGAAGUGAAAUAGCUUUCGCCACAGGCAGGUAAAUGUGGUUCAACUCCCACACACACACACACACACACACACACACAAACACACUCAGCUGCACACACACACACACACACACACACACACACACACACACACACACACACACACACACACACACACAGAGCGUUUAACAUUAGUGUAAGCAGUGUUUGUAUGCUCCAUUCUGUCACCUCCCACACGAUACAUUCAUAAAAGCUCCUCCGCGCCAAAGCCACUGACUCAAUAGAAGACAUCUCCCCUUCUCUUUUUUUUCUCCCCACCUCCCCCAUCAUGUAUCUGUCCUUCCCUCCUUCCUUUCCUUGACAUCCUUCCUCACCUACCUCCCUCAUCCUUCUCUCCCCCAUCCUACAGGGCCGGUUGCAGCCGGUUUGAGUCUGACAGUAGAGAGGAAGCGUCGACCUCUCACCUCCGGAGGAUAGAGGGAGAGAGAGGCAAGAGGAGAGAGAUGAUGGAGGGCAGCAGGGUUGAGGGGGGGUGGAGGGGGGGAUGGAGCUGCGAGAGGCGAGGGAGAGGUCAAAGAACAGGAGGGAUUUGUGAAGAAGGAGGGAGAGAUGGAGGUGGGGGUGUGGGGUGGGGGGGGACCAGGAGCCUGGGAAGAGAGAGAGAGAGAGAGAAAGAGAGAGAGAGGACAGAGGGGUCAGGGAGGAGAAGGAGUGAUAAAUGAAGGGGGAGCGGCAAGGAUGGAUGGAUGAAGCAGGGAGGGAUGGAGCGCAUGAGGAGAGGAGGAUGAGGAGGAGAGGAAGACAGAGUGUGAAGCUGCUGUGUACCUCCCUAACAAGCUGGACAGAAUCAGCUCAAUUAUUAAAGAGGAGCGAGAGAUGGGGAAAACACGCAGACAUACACACACACACACACACACACUCACAAAAGCAUCUCUUAGUCUGGCGCGCAACACACUCACACUCACUCACUCACACACAGACUGACACACAAACACACACUUUCUGUAGAUCAACAUACUAACACAUGUACAGUACGUCUGAUUGCUUCUCCUCGUGCGUCAGCGUGUUGUUUUUAGUGCUGUGCGAGUGUGCGUACACAUGUGUCUGGGUAUGUGUGUUAAAAACAGUGAGUCAGAGGAUAAGCAGAGACUUGUUAGUGAUUCUCCUCAACACCCCCACCCCCCUGACUCCCCCCCACCCCUCCACACACACUCUUCAAUUUGGCUUCGUCUCAAUGUUCCACCAGCGUGGCUUCAAUGUCGUCCCAUCAAUAUGAACAGAUAAUCAGAGCACUGAGGGGUCCGUCUAUAAAUCCCCGCUGCGAAUAUACUUCUCACCUUCUUCCCUUCCCUCUCUCCUCUCUCUCUCUCUCUCUCCUCCUCUUCCUCUCCAGCCCGUUCCACCCUUGUUUCUAGUUCUCUUUCUUCUUUCCUUUUUUCCCUCCUUCUCUGAGGAAGUGUAUGCCCCCAAGGGACGAAGAGAUUCGCUACCUUCCAGGAGAGAAAGAGAUUGUGCGUGUGCCUGAGUUAGUGAGUGUGUGCGUGCAGGGAUGAUAGUGUGUACGUGUGCAUGGGAGUGAGAACACACACUUCCUGAGACAGGGAGGGAAAAGAGAGAGAGAGGCAGGGAUGAGCAAGUGAGAGAGUGAAAUCAGGAGGCUGUGGAGGGGGAGGAGAGAGGAAGAGAUAAGAGAGAAAGACAGAGAAGAGUCAGGAAGAGAAGGGGGAAGAUGGAUGAAUGCACUGCGCACUGAGCGUGCACGCGCGUGUCUGUGUGUGAAAGAGAGAAAAGAGAGAGAUGGAGAGAAGCAGGUAGACAGAGAGGGACAGAAGGGGUUUCUUAUCCUCUCAGCAGAAGUCAUAAUUUCUUCGAGCGUGCACAGAUGUGUGUGUAUGUGUGUGUGUGUUUAUGUGAGAGUGCUGCCUCGCUCAGGCUCCAGGCCAAGACUCUAAGAGGUACAGCGGUGUAUCGUCUGUGUGUAGUGUGAGCAGCAUGUGUGUGUGUGUUAAGGGAGGCUGUGGCUGAUGAGCUGUCAGUACCUACAGUUGGAAUGUUCACAAGGCGGCCAUUGUUGUUCAAACAGCCAGCAGCCUUCUCCUUGGCAACGGGCGCUGCAGCAGCGUCUCCCACAGCAACUGUGGAACAGGAGUAUGGAGGGAGGAAGAGGAGGAGGAGGAGUCAGGAAGUCAGGGCCGCAGCACAGAGGCCCCUCUCCAAAACACUGGCCUCAAGGUCUGAGAGUGUGUCGGGGUCCAAGCAUCUGGUUUGUGUGUCUUCCGUGUGUGAGGUAGAAAAGCCUGACUAUGUUUUAGUGUGUCGGUAUGUGGGCUUUUUAAGUGUGUGUGUGCGCAUCCUUACUCGAACUUUCUCCAUGUUUGUGUGCAUGUCAUCUCUGUGUGUGCGUCUGUGCGGCAGCGUUAACGGGGAACGUGGGAGCGUUUCUGUGUUUGCACCUAAGUGGUGGGUUUCAUCCUCUUGUAUUUGCAUGUGUUGGUGCUUCCAGACAGCUCCUCGUGUGUCUCUGUUUGUGUGUGACAUGUGCACGCUCCUAGCUGUUCCCAGCUGCCGCGGUUGGUCACAUGACCCGGGUGAGGGGCGGCCAUCAGCAGCGCCAGGAAACCGCCUCCAGGAGAAGAAGAGAGAGAGAGAGAGAAAGAGGGGAGAAAUAAAGGAGAGGGAGAGAGUGCCAGAGUGAAUUGAAGAUGGAGGGGGGAGUUGUUGGGGAGUGGGAGAAAAAGAGAGAGAGAGAGUGGGGGGGUGAAGGGAGAGAGAUCAGAGAGGCAACAGUGAGGGAGAGGAGUAAGGAAGGGAGUGAUGGAGGAAGAGGAAAGGGUGAUACAGUCCUCCUCAGCUUAAAAUAACUUCAACAGUCAGAUUGGAAGACAGUCAGAUGGGGGUGGGGGGUCCUGGUUUUUGUGUUGACUAACGUUUCCAGCGACUUCUUCUUCUUUUCUGGUCCCAUGUGUGCAUCCUUGGCUGAACAGCCACUGUAUCUGCUCUGUGUGAAGUCUGUUUACGUUAGAUGUGCGUCUGUGUGUCUGAACGUCUGUCUGCCUUUUUGUUUGUCUGCACAUAUGGUUUAUGUGUUACUCUGUUCAUUUAGACGCUUUGUGUGACUGUUUGCCGUGUUUGUGUGCGUGCUCGCUCUUGGCAGGAGAUACAGCAGCGCGCACUCUGAUGAUGGAGAUCAUUAGGAAUUUCCUGCAGCUGGGGGAGGAGGUGGUGGAGGGAAGUUUUUUGGAGGGAGGCGGGCAGGACGGGUGGGAUGUGAGUGGGUGAGAAAGAGAGGAGAGGUCAGAGUGAAGGAGAGUGUGAGUGGGUGGGAGGGAGGGUCUGCGUGUCAGUGUGUGAGUUGGACUGUCUCAGUUUGACAGACAUAUGUAUGUGCUGCACGGAGCUGCAGUCUGCCAAAGCCUAAAGUUCAGCUCAGUUUUGGAGGGUUGUUGGUGGUAGUUUGAGAGGAAGCAUGUCCGCCCGAGUGUAUGUGUCCAACAUUCCUCGCCCUCUUUGGCAAAAUCACACACACCCCAAGCUCUGCUGGAAAUUGACUGUUGAUUGGCAAAGUUUGGGAGUGCACAAGUUGGUCUUUGUUACUGCUUGUUAGGCCAAAACUUGCUGCAGUCGAGGCGAGACCUUUUAACUUCAUGCUGCUUUGCUGUUAGAUUGCAUUGAAACUUUGCACAGACUGUUGAGUAAAUAUUAAACUUUUCUCUGACAAUAGAAAUCAAAUUAAAGCCUUAAAUUCAGCCUGUCAGUCUGUCAGUCUAAGAAGAUCUCAAAGUCGUUCAAGUUGAAUUAAGUUUUUUCUUUUGUUCGUAAUUGAUGUCAGAUCAAUCUGUAUGAUUUAUUUAGUUUAUUUUUUGGCUUUUAUGCUUUUAUUUUAGAGAUAGAGAGCUGAUAGAGUAGGAAACAAGGGAAGAGAUUAGGAAAUGACAUGGAGGAAAGAACCACAGGUUGGACUCAAACCCAGGACCAGCGUCUUUUCUUAGGGUGCGCAUUUUAACCACCCAAAGCAGCACCCUCAUCAAUCUGUAUUUGAAAUAAUGCUGUCAUGACAUCAAACUUUCAUCUCACAAUUAUCCUGAUAUGAUGGACAACUUUAAAAUAAUACAACACUAUCAGUCAAAUUGAGGAGGCUAGAUGAGGAGGAACAACAAAUUGCUUAUUAAACUUAACUAAUGAAUGCAGUUAACUUGUCCCCAUCCAUUUCUAAUGGAGUUAAUAUUUAUGAUCUAUCCAAAUCACCAGCCCUGUAAAGACAUGACCUUAUAAACGAUUAUUUGUCAUGUUUUUUUCAUCUUGACAUUUCCUGUCUUGUGCUCAGGUUGCUUUAUUGUAAAAUUAUUUUGAAGUGUACUCCUUCUAGUUGAUGUAAACAAGGAUGAAGGCAACACAUUACUUCAUAAACUUUAAGAAAAAAACCACAUGCCUAGUGUUGUGAUUUUAACGUCUUUGAAGAAGAUUUGCUUUGUUCUCAAGAACAUUUUUUUCAUGCUUUUAUUUUGAUAUUUGUCCGUCUCAGACUUAGGUUGCUUUCUUCUGCAUUGUAAAAAUAUGCUUUUAUUUUGAAGUAUUCUGCACUAGGUAGAUAGUAGGUGUCAGAACUGCGUAAAAAACUGUUAAAGAACAAAUGUUCGAAUGAUUAGAAACCCAAAAGCACGAGAUUGAAUGUUUUGGGAUUUACAAUCACUUUUUGAAUGUCUGUUUUUAAAAGUGCCUAAUUAUCUCUCCGAGGGCUGCUACAUCUAGCUCGUUAGCAGGUGCUGCUUCUUCCUCUCUGCUCUGUUUAGUAUGUGUGGCAACCAGCGUCCCAUUUGCGUAUUUUUCAGAACAAUAUCAAUAUUUAAUUUCUGUCUCAAAAAGACAGUUAUCAUCUUUUCUGGUAUAAUGCGAUGGCCCUAAUUGUAAACCCAUUAAAUUUUGGUCCAAUACAUCAGGUUGUUGUUACUGUCUUACAUUUUCUUGUUGUUACUUAGGAGGAAAAAACAUGUAAUCCUCUUGAAGAAAAAACUGGUGGAACUGAAACAAACAUUAACAUUUGAGUGCAUGCGAGUUGUAGCACAAGCACAGGGUUCAAAACGAACUUUUUUCCCCGCUUUCCUAAACUGGACCCAAAGCAUAUUUCUAUGUGUUUGUUUAUGUUUGCUGACAGACUCAGUUACAGCUGAAAAGCCAAUCUGAGUGACCAAACACUUUAAAAAUAGGAACUUUAUUCACCUCUGUUGCACAGCCUGCUCAUGCACCACCAUCUAUCAGGUGACUAGAGGCAACACCUGCAGACUCUGGUCUCUUUAUCGGCCUUGUGACGCAGGCAUUUAAAGUACCAGUUAUUUCAAAUCUGAUUCAAUCCAAUCUGUCAAUCAGCCUAUCUCUAUUGUAUUGAUUUGAUAUCAGCUUUCAGUGUGUUUACAUCUCAUGUUACUGUGCUAUUGACUUUAAUGUGUUAUGUCUCAUUGACCUCUCUGGAUGCACGUUUAUCAAGCACAUAUCAUAAUGAUAAAAGUGUCUCAAGAGAGGCUGGUGAAAUGUAAGUCAUGAAGUUUUCCAGGAGUUUUAGAGACAUCUUUUGCCCUCUUGACUCUGAUGGUUGGUUUGUGUCUGUAGAAUCAGAUGUACAUUCUUCUGUGCUGUAUGUAGGUUGGAGGCUGCCGGAGCUGCAGGUCGAGGUUGCAUCAGGGUUGAGGCGGUGUAGAGGAACGGGAGUCUGAUGGUAGCUGAGUUUCUGCACGGUGUCACUCAGUCUCUGUGGACCCACUCCCCCCUCCUCCCCUCAUCCCCCUCUCUCUCUCUCCUGCCCUCACAUACUCUUUCUCCAUCUUCCUCUCUCUGUGUUUUAUCCCUCCUUCUUCUUAUCUGUCUAAACCUCUCUGUGGAGCUCCCCCCUCCUCCUUCCCCUCACCCACCUCUCUCACUCUCUCUCUCUCUCCCCUCCACCCCCCCACCAUCCCCCCCCUCCCUUUACACCCCCCCAUGCUGUUUCGGUGCUGCUGCCUGUCUCUUAGCAACAACUGCACACCCGUUAGAGCUCAGUGAGUGCUUUUACAAACACACCCAGGAAGACACACUCAUACACGCGCACGCUCGCAGGAACACAAGUGCGGGCGCAAACACAACGACACUCACACACACACACACACACACACACACACACACACACACACACACACACACGCACACACACACACACACACACACACACACACACACACAAGGUCUAGUUCCUCAUUGAGGGUUGCUGCUGGCAGGCCUGUGAGUCUGCAAGCCUUUGUGGCAGUGAGAUAGAUGGAGAGAGAAUAGAUCUGCUGUAGGCUACAGCUACAAUGUACAGAGUGAUUGUGCUUUCUGAAUAUUCACAACAGGGCAAGUGUCCAAACUGGAAAAUGACCGCUUCUCGUCUCACAGUUGCGUGUGCACGCAUACUUCCUGUUGUUUUACCCUCUCCUGUAAAGAACACUGAAACUUUUUAUAUGCAGAUGAAAACUGCGCAACACCAGAAAUAUUCAGACACUCGUAGCAGAGCAGCUCUUUGCAAAACAGAUUCAACAGAUCAUCAUGUGGAAGCAGUGCGCACCAUAGGCUGUUUUCCCUGAGACAAUAUUACGCUGUUGUGUGCUCCAAAGCCCCAGAGCUGUUCUCACUAAAACGCACCAAAACGCCACAUAUGACGGCAAAUAUACCGUUGCGGCAGCUGAUAGAUGCCAAGACUGUUUGCUUAAACAAUGAAUCAUAGUGGGAGCUUUUGAUUGGCUGGCAUCAAAGCCCCCCACCGAGCACAGUAGAGAUAUUUGCAUGUGCGUCUUUGUUUUGUGUGUGUGUGUGUGUGACUCUGUAUGAUUGCGUGUACGUGCCAUGUAUGUCUUUAUGUGCGAAUGGAUGUGUGAUUGUGUGGGAGGAUGAAGCUGUGGGGGCAUAUUUGACUGUGUCUUUGUGUGUUGGUAUGUGCCAUGUCGCCGUGGAUGCCUGCGUCUGUGCGUGCGCAUGUGCGUGUGCACAUGUGCAGCAAUGUUUAAUUAAAGCAUGUGUUCUCUUCCUUCUCUCGCACACCGGUCAGAUGGAGCCUUAAUUAAUGAAUGCUGUUAAUUAGACGACAGAGAAAGUGAGAAUGGGAGAGAGAGACGAGGGAGUGGGGGAGGGAGGCAGGGAGGGGAUGAGUGAGGGGGUUAAAUAAAGUGUGUGUGUGUGUGUGUGUGUGUAAAUGUGUGUUCAUCUCCAUGUUUGUCCGUCCCAGUUGUGUCAUUCCUCUGUGCAGCAGAACAUUAAGCAUGGUCGGCUCCAUGUGUGCAGCUCCAAACUCUGCUAAAGCAAAACUCUCCCCCUCUUCCUCCUCCUCCUCUCGCCUUCUCCAAUUUUUUCUCACUCCCUCUUUAAUCUGUCUGCUUGUCUCUCCUCGUACCAUCCUUACCCCGUCUCAAUCACGUCGUUCACAUCCUUGUUCUCCUUCUGUCUCUCGCCUUGUGUCUCAUACUUUCUCACCCAUUCAUGCUCUCAUUCUCAUGUCUCCCACCCAAGCUCUCCCCCUCUUUUUCUCUCUCUCCCUCUCUGUCCUCUCCCUCCUAAUCAGAGCCAUAUGUUGGAGAGGGAGGCAGGGAGAUCUGAGGAUGGAUGGGAUUGUAUUGUAUGUGGAGAGUGUGGUACAGUUUUGGGAGCCAGCAGUGCCUGUGCGUGCGUGCGUGCAAAUGUGGCACGCAUGCUAGUAUUUGUGUUUGUGUGAGCGCAUGCCGUCACGUGUGAGUCUGAUAGCACGUGUGGUCCAGAUUUUGGAAGACUUGUGUCUGUUUCUGGCUUUCUUUACUCCCUUUUCUGCUCUGCUUAGAGUUUCUAUAAUCCCUCCAUCGCUCCUGUCUUCCUGUCACCUUCAUCUCUCCAUCCUCUUAACACCUCUCCAUUCAUCACCUCUCUGCUUCCCCCUGGUGGCUGUGAUUAUUCACACAUUCUCAUUCUUGUUGCACCCUCCAAGUCUGGUCCUUUGUACUGCAUUUGAAUAGUUUUGGCAAAAUCUGGCAUGCAGUGUGAGUACGUUUGUGUGUCUUAGUGUGAGUGCGCUUCCAGAGCUGCUCAAUUGUUUAUUAUAAUUUAUGGAUUUUGACAUGUCCUUACUCAAAUUUGGUGAGAUUAGAAACACUCAAUCCCACACACACAAUACACAACCGUGCGACUGUGCUAAUAAUCAUUUAGUGAUGAUCCUGGGUGUGUGUAAGAGUGGAAUAGAUAAAGUGGCACAGGCUUACAUGCGUUCCCACAGUCUGCUGCUGUGUAUCGAAAUGAAAUAUUAACUACAAUUAGAGAGUUAAAAAUUUAUACUGCAAGUCAUUCCACAAUAAUUGCGUCUGAUGUGAGAUGGUGCAGCCCCCACCAAAAUACUGAUUCUCGUCUGGUCUGAUGCGUGCUCUGACAUCAUGUACUAAUCUCUUAUUCUCUUUUUCUUUCUGCUCCAUCCUCCUCCCAAUCCUUUCUUUUUCCCCCACCUUCUUCAACUCCAUGUCCCUUCUCCCCUCUCUCUCUCUCUCUCUCUCUCUCUCUCUCUCUCCCUGGCUGUCUCUUUCUCUCACUCUAGCAACCAUGGGCAGAAGACAGGAGCAGAGGGGAGAGAGAGAAGUAUGUGAGCUCUCCACUGCAGUAUUGAUGACCCAAUGAUCCCCUGCAGAACAGAGCCAGUCAGGCAGACAGAGUGAGGCUCAACUCAGAAUCAAAAUCAGAAUCAGAGCCACAACUCUUUGGUAAAAGCAGCCAAUUUAGCCGGAUACGAAUGGUAAAUGUAAUUUAAUGUUGUAAUGCUGCUGUGUGGGUGGAACAGUUAAUAGAGUAGAGUGCAUUACAGAUGAGGUUUGUGGCCCAUUGCCAAAAAUAUUGACAAUUCUAUCACAUCUAUCAUUUUUAUAGUGUUUGAUGCCUUACUGUUACUAAUACGUAGUGGCAUUGAGCUUAGAUUAAACUUCUGAAGUACUAAGACAAGUUUUUGCAGACUUGCUCUCAGUUUGAUAUAAUUGUUUUUGUUUCUAUCUGCAGGUCCUUAAAUCUUCUUUCCAGACGAUAGAGGAAGACGACCACAAGGACAAAAGCUCUCAUUUCAUACAGCAGCAAAUGUCCUUUUUUUUCUCUCAAUACCAGCAGGUCGGUCCGCUGAAUGAGUAGAUUGUCAGAUCACCUACAUUCUGGCCAAACUGGGGCUCCAGCGGGCUUCAGUGGGACUCAGGCAAAAGACAUAACAUUUGUAGGGGGACUGGAGGGGCUUGCGGGACCAGAGCUCUGGACCAGGGAGCUCGGGCCCCAGGAGGGGCUCCAGGAUCCCUUUAACGAUGGACUGGCUCUGUUGACCUCUGACAGUUUCCCCCCCUCCUCUUCUUCUGCCCUGGCAAGGGGCCUCCACCAUCAGAGAAGGCUGGGGCUCGGCACCUGCCGGCGGGGGCAGUCAGAGACUUGUGCCACCACUGAGACUCAUGCAUUUACAGAGACAUUUAGAAACAUGCAAACGCACAUAGACCCAGAUGUGCAUGCACAGGCUGUUUCACACGCACACAUGGAUAAUUGUGGACAAAUGGAUAUCAACGCACAAAUGGUAUCUGUAGGACCAGAACGGUCAAAAACUCUAACACCAGAGGCCAUACACACAACCUCACCUCAACCUCUGUCUUUGGCACUUGGCAAUCAUCCUGCCUCGACCAAUCAGCUGGCAGAUCCAGUCCUUACUGCAGAGACAGACUUGCCUUCAACCUUUUGUCCGAUCCCAAUUGGUCAAAACCCAAACACAGACUCCUCUGCUCUCCCUGUGGAGGCUGAGAAAAAGUAUGCACUUCGCAGUUCUGGGCGUCCUCGAUUCCCCUGUCACCUGCGCAAAUCCUCCCGCCUCCGACGUAGUAUGGAGGACGGGGAAAAGAGAGCAGGAAAGGAAAGAGGAGGAGGAGAGGAGGAGGAGGGGGUAUUAGAGGAGAAGAUCUGGAAGGCCAAAGAAGAAGAGGUAGCCGUCGGUGAGAAACAAGAACAUUCAUCUGUGGAGGCUGUUCUCCCUACACCUCCCUGCCCUACAGACAUUCCUCUUGCUUUAACGGUUCCCAAACCUGUUCCCAAAGCUAUGCCUAAACCUGGACCAAGACUUGGCCAUAGACCUGGACCUAAAUCCAGAUCUAGGCCUCCACCAAAACCCGUUCACAAAGCAGCUCCAAAAAGUGUCAUGAAAAGACGACAAGCAGCUCAGUCCUUGGCUCAACAGCUUUCCCCUCAUCACGCCUUUAUGAACGCAUCCACCAUCCCUUCACCCCUGCUGACAGCAAGGGAGGAACCUGUUGCAGAGUUGGGGGUAACUUCUGCCAAUAACCGCAGACGUGGGCGUUUUGUUGGCGUAAGUUUAUUUGUAGUUACAUAUCACUGAUUUUCAUACUUUUCCUGACACACCAUGUAUUAGAUAGUUCCUAAAACAAUCUUAUAUUUCACAUGUUUAACGUUGGACUCUGAUUUACAGGUACGGAGGAUUGUGGUCAAAGUGGCUCGCAUCCCUGUCAGCCUCAGCCGCCGGCAAAAGAGUUACAAAAUUUCAAGUAUGGAGACAGUCACAGGGACAGAGAAAGUCAAUGAUGGGGGCACAGAGGGUCCAGAGGUGGCUCGAGAGCCGACCGCACUUCUGCGUAUGAAAAACAAUGGAAAAAGCGUUAUGGUGAUGUUCCCCCCUGGAGAGCUGCCUGUUAUUCUGAAACGCAGGCGAGGGCGACCACCUAAACAACCUCAGCCGGGAAUACCAGGAGAGCCUCCCAAUGCUGGGACUGCUGCUGGUAAUGCAGACCAGCCCAAGAAGCCCCAGAGGAGACGUCGGACUAAGCUCCCUUGCCCUUAUCCCUCUUAUGUUAAUGAUACUAAUGAUGUGAAAACUGAAUAUGGGGAUGUUCUCUCCAAACUGGCCUUUUUAAACCGCCAGCCUCCUGCCACAGGCCGCUGCUCUCCUCCUCGCUGUUGGACACCCAGUGAGCCAGAAAGCUUUCAUACCCCUUUGGAAAACCCUGGGAUAUCCACCCUACUCCAUCGGCUCACUGGGACUAGACGCCCAAGGGGAGGCAGAGGAGGGGGACUCGGGAGGGGCGGAGGACCAGCAGGGGCAAAUGGGGGCAAUGAGCGCAAUAAGAGCACUUUCAGUGACUUCUUUGAAUCCAUUGGCAAGAAGAGGAAACUGAGCCCCCUGUCUGAGUUUGGUUUACCCAGAAAAAGGGGAAAGGGUGCAGGUGGGGUGGGUAGGGGAGGGGGUGUUGUAGGAACAGAGCCUGGGGGAGAAAAAGUAGUCAGGAAGAGACGGUCAAGAAAAAAUGGUGCAUUCAAAGGCGAGGGAGUUCCAAUGGGCCAAGAGUGGCCCAAUGGGGCAGGUGGCUGGGUGGAGGAGGGGGGAAUGAGCAAGGAGAAAAGUUUUGGUGGGUAUCAGUUCUGUGGAUCUCCAAGGGGGGGCUUCUCCUCCUGUGAGGUUAGACGGGGAGGUGUUUACAGUAGUCAAGGAGGAAGCAGAGGAGUCGGGCCAGCAGGAGAUGACUCACAGGGCCUGUUUGCCGGAUAUUUCCGGUCACUCCUUGACUCGGAUGAUUCGUCUGAUCUGUUGGACAUUUCCUCUUCACAGUCGGAUCCCCGUAAAGCUUCAUCAACUCCUGGUUAUGAGCCAUCCAGCCCAGCUACUGGGCAAAACUGGUCCCCUGCAUUUCCCAAGUGGAACAGUAAGGGUGCAAGUUCUGGGGUUGAUGGUUCAGCCCAGACACACUGCCCCUCAGCCAGGCCACCAUACAGCUAUGGCAGCCUAGCCCAAACAUCCCCAACCACUUCAACAUAUCCCAAAUCCACUCCCCCAUCUCUCUCACACUCCCCCAGCUCCCCCCACCCUGCCUCUUUUGGUCAUUACUCUCCUGGCUACUCCUCCUCUUCUCCUGCAGUGCCACAGAGAACCUCAGACUGCAGCUUUCCGUAUGGAUCUGGACAAGGUAGUAACAAGACUGGCACUGCUGGUCAAAUGGGGUUUUCUAAUUACCAGGCUGGAGCCAAGCGAGGCUACGGCGGAUACUCUGCUGCAAGUCAUUCCUCCAUGGUGAGGGGAGAGUCAGCAGGACCCACAUCACCAGGGGGAGGGUAUAUGUCUGUGGCCAAAGGCAGCCCCUUCAGCUCCUCAUCCUCUCCUGACGGUUACAAGCAUUACAACUCCAACCAGUGGAGCUACAGGUAAACUACCUUUGGCACCUGUUACUAAAGUGAUAAUAAAAAAAAGUAGCUGAGGAGAUUCCAGAAAAUUCUGAUCUGCUUUUUCCAACAAUAAACAUGAAUAAAAUCUAAAUCUAAACUAAAUAGAUUGGUUUGUCGCUUAAUAUUGACUCUAUGACAGACUGUUUAUAUGAACUAACGGUUAAUCAAAUGAGCAACAUUAAUAUUUACAUAAUAAAAAAGACAUUUACGCAAAAAAGACAGUUGUUGUAAGUGAGCUUGAUCAGCUGAUGAACAUGUUUACCGCACUCAUAUUCUGGUGAAGAGGAUUUUUUGCAUAGUUCAUCCUAAAGACAGUCUGCAGCUCACAUUUUGAGGGGAUGCAAGAGGUCUAAGAAGCUGCUCAGAGUUACUGAGCUCUGUGGGUUCACUGCAUCCAGUGCUUCUAGUUAUUCAGAUGAAGUUAGCGAUGCUGAGGCAAGCCGACCACCUCUUUUGGACAAUUGCAGUAGUUUUAUAAACAAAUCAGGACAAAGUCCAACAAGCUAAAAACCUGUAUGGUUUCUGAGACAUGUAGCCUGUUAGAAAACUGUCUCAUCCACAUCAGUUACAAAGCAGGUUUUCCCAUGUAUUUGGGUUUAAGUUGGAACCUUUAACCAAAUACUCAGCCAACACAUCAUAGUAAUCAAUGUGUGUUAUUUUUUUCAAGUUUCCAAAGCUCUGGAUUUUUCCCAUGCUUGAUUGGUAAAACACACUAAAAUGGGAUUUGAUUGGCUUUAAUGCUAAAUAUCUAUUUGUUACCUUGGAAUCCUUUAGUUUAGGAAACAUUAAUGAUUGAGAGUGGAGAAUUGAAGUUUAGGAACCUCUGCUGACAAUUAAUUUAGGUGCAGCUCCAAGAAAAUUAAAGUGAACAAGUUCAUUUUUAGUUUGAACUUGCACAACACUCGUUAUCGUCAAUACUGAUAUAUUGCAACAGCUCAGAUCUUAAUGAUCAUCUUGCUCAGAGCUGAUUUUGUUGUAUGAUUUGUGUCUCUAUAUUUUGGUCUUCUUUUUCAGACAAGGUUAUGGAGGGUGGUCAACUGACGGCUUUGGGCACCAGUAUCAUGGAUACGGGGACUUCAGCUCCAAUGAGUCCAAAGACAUCUUGGAUAUCUCAAAUUACACCCCCCAGAAGGCCAAACGACAACCUUUUCAUGAAAGUCUCUCUGAAUCCUCCUCUGACUCUUCACACCUCGGCUCCAUAGCCACAGGUAGUGGACCUGGCUCCACAGGUGGCAUGUACAAACACAGUGAGCCGACAUCUGGUGGUGGAGAGGGGGGUCAAUCAAGUCUGUCCAGCCUAGAGAAGCUGAUGAUGGAUUGGCAUGAGAGUGCCUCAGGGCCCUCAUAUAACUGGAGCCAAAAUGUCCUCUUCCAGGGUGGGGGGACCAGCAAACCUGGAAGAGGUCGUAGGAAACGGAUUGAACAAGACAAAGAAGGGGGCACUGCUUUACACUCUGAUUCCCCAUCCAGCCCCUCACCAACCCCUACUCCUGGACCAAAGAGGGGAGGACGGGGCAGAGGGUCUAGGGGAGGCAGAGGGGGGUUAUCUCCUUGUCAAAGAGAGCGACUAACAGGAGCCAAAGGCAGGGGCAAGGCUGCUUCUACAUCAGUAGCAGGAGGUACGGUGACUGUUGGUGGUCCGGACGGGUCCGGGCUAUUCCAGGAGGGGCUGGACUAUUACAGCGGAGACAGCAGCAGCCUCUCUCCCCUGGCCACUCCCAAUCCUGCACCACCCUCGACCUUUCUCCAGGACCCCUGUGAGUACCCCUCCCCUUAUUCUGCCCAUCCCUCCACGCCCUCCUCUGAGGAGCGAUACCCUGCCUUAUACCCUGGAGAGUCAUCCUCCUCCCUCUCGCCCAGUGUCUCGUCUCCCCCUUACCCUCCAAAGCCAACCCCUCCUCCGCCACAGUCCUACCACCCUGUCCCCUCUAGGACCUUUUCCCCAUCUUGCUCCCCCUCCCCACGGGUGACACCCCAUUGUGGUACUGCACUGAGUCCCCCACACCGCCCUCCUCCAAAAGACCCACAGUUCUCACAGUAUGACUCUCCUAGUUAUUGCAGUUCCCCCUUCUGGUACGGACAGACGUCUCACAGCAGCAGCCCGAGCCCACACUCCCACAGCACACACUCAAACACAGCCAUACACACACACAGCAACCCACACACAAGUCCUCACGGAAAUACACAAGGAAAUCCACUCGCCAGCCCAAAUGCCAACACACAAACACACAUUAACCAGACUGCACAUGACGCACACCAACACAAUACACAGCAACACACAAACCUGAGUUCACACACCAACACUCACCCCGCCUCACACCUCCAGAGCAACCCUCUCUCCCACCCAAACCCCAAUGCCAUCAUCGCACACACCAACUCCAGCAUCCCCUCCCACACACACUCCAACCCCAGUCCAGGCAUCCUAUCCCACGCAACUCCUGCGCUCUACGAAGAGUGUAGCCCCCCCUCCACUUUGUCCCCUCACAAGCGAGAUCUGACUCCCCACCCCAUGAGCACAGGCCUCCGCCAGGGCCCUUUGUCUCGCUCCCCGUACCCCAAACCUACCCUGGACUCCUCACCCCAUCCGGAGGACACUAGCGGCUUCUCCUUGUCCCACCAGUCGUUCCAGGCCAUGGGACAGCGCUACCCCUCCCAAGUGGCUCAGGGAGGUGGUGUGCUGUGCCAGCUCCUGGACCCAACCAAUGACGAUGGCUUCAGCGUCACCAGCCUGUAACAGCAGGUAGGUUUAAGUGAUCUUUAGGCAAGCAAGACUACCUGGAAUCAGGACUCUCACCAAGCCAACCAUACAGGGUGUGACUUUUUAGUAAUGCAUCUGUUGUGCAGUAAGCAAAGUUACAAGAUUGGCAAAUCAGAGGCAUGGCUAACUUGACCAACAGGUGGACUUAGUGUGGCCAUUUGCAAGAAGCCCAAAGGUGCCCCUCUGGUAGUUUCACAGUAAGCUAGGUUGAGUUAACAGGUUGAGCUAGGUUAAUGUUGGAGUUACAUUAAACCUCUGAAUAAGUUUUCAAAAGUGCCUAAUCAUCCCUUAGAGAUCUGCUACACCUGGAUUUUAAGGUGCUGCUGCUGCUUCUCCUUCAUCCCUUUCCCUUUUUAUGUGGCAACCAGUAUUACCGUGUGCUUAUUUUUAGCACGAUAUCAAUGACGGAAGGUUAUCAACAAAACGACGGCCUUAGUCCUGACUCACCCUUUCAUAUAUGUAGCACACAGCAGGAGAUUUAGUUCAAUUAGAUUCACUUUCAACUUCUGGAAAGUACUCAAUUCGGCUUAGGUAAGGGUGUCAUGAGGGUAGGUAGAGUGUACAGGAGGAGGACUCCUUAUUAGUAGUGAUGGUUUUUGCUUUGAUAUCACUAUUACAUGAACAAGGACAUGUCCCGAAUAUAAAAAGACGAGUGGAAAACACUGUCAUUAGCCGGCCCACUUUCUUCCUGUGAACAUUCUGGCCUAUUACCUGCUCUGUUGACAGAUUACACACUGAGAUUGGCAUCAAGCAGAUAUCCAUGCAUGCUGUUAUUUGGCCAACUGACAAACAAGACAAACAGAAAACAAGAAAGACAGAUUUCUUGUAGUUAAGUGUGUUUGCAAGACUCAAAAAUUAUGUCAUGGUUAAUUUUUCUGAAUGAUGGUGAGUUUAUGGAAGAAAAAAAAAACUAUUACUAGCUCUCAAAUCUGCCUCUCUUGACCUCUUUCUCUCCUGUUUUGUUUUUCCUUUCCAGGUGCAUUCGAGCUUUUACAGAUUUUCAAACAUUUUUUUUCUUUUUUUUCUUUUUUUUGGUAAGGAGACUUUCUUUGUGAGAGACUGUGAAAUGAAGGGUGAGAAUUUAGCUGCCAGCUUUGGACAGUAAAGCUUUAAUUCUCCAGCACUGACAAUCAAGAUCAACUGCAACCGUAACACCCAAGCAUGGACAGAGACACACAUACACACAUACACUUACACACACACAAACACACACACACACACAUACAUACACACACACACACACACACACACUUACACACAAGCAUGUGCAGAAACACUCACUACCCAUACAAAAAAAAUAAAGUCAUACAUGUGUACACUCACUCACACACUCUGCUGGAAAGAGGGAAUGGCUGAGAGGAGCUGACAGAUGAGUACCAGACACUGACGGACAGAGUGUAAACCCGUUUCUUCACCCGACUGAGUCCGUCUGUGACACACAGAAGACUCUAAUUCCCAGAAGUCUGUAUUUCAACUAAUGUUUCUAGUCCUGUUCUGUACAUCUGCAAUAUUGAAAUGCUAUGAUCACACCGCUCUCUCUCUCUUUGUGUCUUUCCUCUGUUCUCUCUCAACCUCCCCCCCUCUGCUAAACCAGCAUAAUGUGGUCUGCACUAGACCUCCAAGAAACCUGCAUUUCUGUCUUUGUGCCCAAGCCUGCACAGCGUCUGAGCCCAAAUCUACUUUUUGAAUACCAUGAGCCUAGCAAAAUGUCCUGCUCUGUGCACUCCUUGUGUUGUGUACCAUAAGAGAAAAUGGACUUUAACCAGUUUCUGCUCUCGAAAAUACCAGCAUCUGUACAUACGACUUCAGCUCCGAUCCUGGGGCCCCCCUCUUCUCUCUGAAGGUUCGUCAUCAACACGCCCUCCUCAGCACCCUGCCAUGGUUUCUCUGCUCUGUGGGGGGGAAGAGAGAGGACUGCAGCAUGGAGACCCAACAUCCUGUGUUUUGCUGUUUUAACUACAAGGGAAAGAGACAUUGAAAUCACAAAACGGCCCCAAAGAGACUGUUGUUUUCUGCGUGGGAAUGUGAAACAGAGAAGGGUGUGCUUGCGUGACUGCAGAAAUGCAUGUAUUUGUGUGUAUGUGUGCAAUUAUAUGUGUUGCUGUGUGAGUGUGUGUGCGUGCGUGCCUGUGGGGUCAAAAGGAGUGAAACACCCCAGACACCAAAGUCUUGGCGGGGCCUCAUUCUUUCUUUCACUCUCUCCCUUCUUUUUUCUGUGGUCUUGUGUUGUUUGGUGGUUUUUGUGAUGAAAAAUUGUAUAUCUGUCUGUUACAUAUCAUGUAUGUAUCUGAGGUGCAAAAUAUUUAAAUACACAUUCUGUUCUUGCCAUUGGUAA
Molecule: messenger RNA, 20597 nt
Organism: Xyrichtys novacula (pearly razorfish)
Lineage: Eukaryota; Metazoa; Chordata; Actinopteri; Labriformes; Labridae
Source: the annotation of a GenBank genome assembly